Messenger RNA from Wyeomyia smithii (pitcher-plant mosquito), 1597 nucleotides. RefSeq names its product BTB/POZ domain-containing adapter for CUL3-mediated RhoA degradation protein 3. The record is from RefSeq and is a predicted model, not a curated record. The coding region runs from base 159 to 1049 and encodes 296 amino acids. Gene Ontology annotation, biological process: protein homooligomerization. NCBI's taxonomy places the organism in Eukaryota, Metazoa, Arthropoda, Insecta, Diptera, Culicidae. Gene Ontology annotation, molecular function: protein binding. The transcript is spliced from 3 exons.
GUUUGAAUAGACAAUGUAAAACUGAGUCAAAGUUGCUCAAUUUAGAGUAAAAUUGAAGGAGCGUGUAGUCAGCAGCUUAUAAUUUGACAGCAAGUUGAUCAAAUAUCCCUGUAACUUGAACUGCAGUCAAAAUUGCGACCCAAGGAGAAUCGGCCAGGAUGUCGGGUGAUCAGAAAACCCUCAUCAAGGGCAAUCCAUCGCAAUACGUGAAGUUGAAUGUGGGCGGUUCCCUGCACUAUACUACAAUUGGGACGUUAUGCAAGCAGGACACAAUGCUUCGGGCCAUGUUCAGCGGCCGAAUGGAAGUGCUUACGGAUUCUGAAGGCUGGAUACUAAUAGAUCGUUGCGGCAGUCACUUUGGAACUAUUUUGAAUUUUCUACGAGAUGGCAGUGUAGCUCUUCCGGAUACGUCUAAAGGCAUUGCUGAGUUACUUGCCGAAUCCAAGUAUUAUUGCAUUGAGGAACUAGUUGAAGCUUGCGAGAAAAUACUUGCCAAAAAAGAACGAGAAUCACGCGAAUCGGAGCCGAUUUGUCGAGUUCCUUUGAUAACAUCCCAGAAGGAGGAACAGUAUCUUAUAACAACGGCUACAAAACCAGUGGUGAAACUUUUGAUUAAUCGCCACAACAAUAAAUACAGUUAUACAAAUACCUCGGACGAUAAUCUAUUGAAAAAUAUCGAGCUAUUUGAUAAGCUAUCGUUACGUUUUAGUGGUCGUGUUUUUUUCAUAAAAGACGUUAUCGGUUCGAGCGAAAUUUGUUGCUGGUCGUUUUACGGUAAUAGUAAAAAAGUAGCUGAGGUGUGCUGUACUUCGAUAGUGUACGCCACUGAUAAAAAACAUACGAAAGUUGAGUUUCCUGAGGCACGAAUAUUUGAAGAAACUCUUAACAUUUUACUAUAUGAGAAUAAAAAUGCUCCAGAUCAGGAACUAAUGCAGGCAACUUCGCUGCGUGGCGCGGUUGGUGGAAUUUCUUCCUACACCAGCGAUGAAGAAGAAGAACGAACCGGUUUGGCUAGAUUGCGAUCAAAUAAGCAAAAUAAUCCUACAUGAUUUACACAUCAGCUUGUGCUCAGGAAGAAGUUGUUGCCAAAGAAAAAUUGAAAACUGUCAAUGAGCAGUUACGCACAAUAUCGAGAUGCAGUCUUAGCACAGCAGUCAAUAACUUCUAAAUCGUAUUUUAAGACAUAACAUGUUACUUUUCGACCACUGGCAUUUAAAAAUAAUUCUCUCUAAAUGAAUAUUUCCACAAAUUCUGCAGUACAUUUUUAUUAAUAAACAGCAUAAAGCUCGUUUUGUAUGUAACUUAAAAAAAAUUACAUUAGGUAUGUGAUAAAAAGUUAAAGGUUCAGUUCCAUUGCUUACAUAAUUGUACAACAAACAAGACCCUUCAGGUCAGAGAUGCUUAGUAUUUUUUCCUUUUGUGGCAACGGUGCGUUUUCUUGCUGAAUGUUCGUUAAUGUUUCGUUCUCAGUUGAAUCGAUAAGAGUUAAGGUUAAAUCACAUUCUUUGAAAACGGCAUUGUAGCUGCAAUAAUAUGCGAGAACUAAACCUCAAAUAACCACAAUAAUUUGUGUCAAAUAAAUAUCAAUGUAAUCAUC